Messenger RNA from Lactuca sativa (garden lettuce), 489 nucleotides. NCBI's taxonomy places the organism in Eukaryota, Viridiplantae, Streptophyta, Magnoliopsida, Asterales, Asteraceae. The record is from RefSeq and is a predicted model, not a curated record.
AUGGGAGCAUGUACAAUUAUCGGGGGGAUGUUCAGUACCGAUUCUUAUAGUACUGUUCGUGGAGUCGAUAAGCUAAUUCCUGUGGAUGUAUAUUUGUCGGGCUGUCCACCUAAACUAGAAGCAAUUAUAGAUGCUAUAAAAAAACUUCGUAAGAAAAUAUCUCGAGAAAUCUAUCCAGAUAGAACUAUGUCUCAGCGAGAGAAUUGUUCACCAGGUGGACUAAUAGCUAGUGUGUAUCAUCUUACUAGAAUAGAGUAUGGUACGGAUCAACCAGAAGAGGUAUGCACAAAAGUAUUUGCCCCGAGGAGGGAUCCUAGAAUUCUAUCUGUUUUUUGGGUUUGGGAAAGUGUGGAUUUUCAAGAACGGGAAUCCUUUGAUAUGUUAGGAAUCUCUUAUGAUAAUCAUCUCCGUUUGAAACGUAUAUUAAUGUCUGAGAGUUGGGUAGGAUGGCCUUUACGUAAGGAUUAUAUUGCUCCCAUUUUUUUAUGA